GGUGUUAUUUUUUACGGUUCGUCUAGUCCGCAGAUCGCUAUUUGAGUCAGUUUGCAGACAUUCUGACUCAACUGCAAACGAUCUCCACACAACAGCAGGCAAUCAUCACCCGAGUGACAGCUGUGGAAGAGAAAGUGAACGGCAUGGAUGCAUUGAGGGAGAGAGUUUCCACCAUCGACACUAACCUCAGUGCCUACUCAUCAACUCUAGCUUCACACAACUCCACCGUGGAUUCACGCUUUGCUGCAGUUGACUCACGCAUUGCUGCCCUGGAGUCAAGUGCCUCCAGACAGUCGUCUAGUGCCACUACUCAACGUCUGACGGCGACUACCUCACGCAGCCGUGACUCUAUUCCCCAGUCCACUCCAUCACCACGCAGUGCAUCUUCUGCAACACCACCGAUGAUGUCAUCCAGCGCUUCCUCAGCUCAAACACCAGCUAAAGUGCCCAGACAACGGUCAGCCUCAGAUCAGACUACCUUGCCCAGAAACACAUUGUCACCAACAGCAUCAGGAUCAUCAUCAUCAGCAGCAGCAGCAGCAGCAGCAGCAGCAGCAGCAGCAGUAAUAGCUGCAUCUCCACCACGGAUGCGUGAUUACACACAGAUCCGCAAAUCAAGGUACUCAUUUGGUAGAUAUGGCAGUGGGAGAGAUCAGUUUAACUCUCCUUGGGGACUAGCAUCCAACAAAGCAGGUAACCUGAUCAUCUGUGACUACAACAACCACAGAAUAAAGAUACACGGUGUUGAUGGCCAGUUCAAGCAGACGACUGGUCGGAAGGGUACAAACUGUGGACAGUUCAAGUGCCCGCUAGCUGUGCAUGUAACAGAUGAGGAACGAGUGAUCAUUGCUGAGGCUGGCAACAACCGACUACAGAUCACUGACAAGGACUUCUCAGAGUUCAGCACCAUAGGAAGGCGUGGAUCAGGAAUUGGCAUGUUCAUUUUCCCAUGUGGUGUUGUCCAAGUGAACCACAGCGCACUGGGCCAGUGCUUUGCUGUGACAGAGUACAAUAACCAUCAGGUUCAGGUUGUGCCAUGCAGUGGUGAGACAGGAGAUGCGUUUGGAACACAAGGUAGUGGUCAAGGCCAAUUUCACAAUCCAAGUGGCAUGACAGUGUACCACAACAGGUUAUUAAUUGCAGACAAGAACAACCAUCGCAUCCAGGUGAUGACCGUCAAUGGAGAGUUUAUCACUUCGUUCGGUUCAAAGGGUAGCGCUUUUGGUCAGCUGGAGAGACCGGAAAAUGUCACUACAGAUGCCUAUGGCAAUGUUCUAGUCGUAGAUCAUGGCAAUGGACGUGUUAUGGUAUAUGCCGCAGAAACAUACACACCGCUGGCUGAGUUUGGAAAAGGAGAGCUGGACAAGCCGAUGGGUGUCUGCGUGACAAGCGAUGGACUUAACACCAAAGUCACCAAGCUGGAGUCUUUCCUGGCGUCGACUGACCCUAAGUUGCCUGGAAGCCUCAGGGAAGUUGGGGACGGUGACACCAGCGGUGCCUCCUAA
Molecule: messenger RNA, 1505 nt
Organism: Sycon ciliatum
Lineage: Eukaryota; Metazoa; Porifera; Calcarea; Leucosolenida; Sycettidae
Product: E3 ubiquitin-protein ligase TRIM71-like
Exons: 8
Coding region: 144-1505 (453 amino acids)
Biological process (GO): protein polyubiquitination; proteasome-mediated ubiquitin-dependent protein catabolic process
Molecular function (GO): protein binding; ubiquitin protein ligase activity
Source: RefSeq, a predicted model, not a curated record